Molecule: messenger RNA, 249 nt
Organism: Morchella sextelata
Lineage: Eukaryota; Fungi; Ascomycota; Pezizomycetes; Pezizales; Morchellaceae
Exons: 1
Coding region: 1-249 (82 amino acids)
Source: RefSeq, a predicted model, not a curated record
AUGAGGGGGGAUAACGAUGAGAAUGAGAAUGAGGAGGAGGAGGAGGAGGAGGAGGAGAAAGUAGCGUAUCCAGCCAACGCCGAGCUUGUGUGGCUUAUGAGGGCAAGCAUUCUUAUUUUCUUGCCUCAAGGAUACGUUCUCGAUGACAUACAAGGAAAAUGGUCCAAUAGGACAAUGAGCCUCGAGAACACUAUCUGUUCUUGUCUCGAGGACCCUCAAGGACAGAUAGAAUAUGCCUUUUAUUCUUAA